Terrapene triunguis (Three-toed box turtle) is the source of this 4142-nucleotide messenger RNA. RefSeq names its product discoidin domain receptor tyrosine kinase 1 (gene DDR1). Gene Ontology annotation, biological process: multicellular organism development; positive regulation of kinase activity; protein phosphorylation. Gene Ontology annotation, cellular component: signaling receptor complex; membrane. Lineage: Eukaryota; Metazoa; Chordata; Testudines; Emydidae. Bases 41 to 2620 code for a protein of 859 amino acids. The transcript has 14 exons. Gene Ontology annotation, molecular function: collagen binding; protein tyrosine kinase collagen receptor activity; ATP binding. The record is from RefSeq and is a predicted model, not a curated record.
GCCUAACCUGGCCUGAGGGGCUGAGACCGGGCGGAGCACGAUGAGACCCAUAAUCCUUUGCAGCUUCCUCUUGGCGUCUGUCCAGGCAUCGGAACUGGAGGGGCACUUUGAUCUAGCCAAGUGUCGCUACGCGCUGGGCAUGCAGGAUCGAACCAUCCCCGACGAGGAUCUAUCUGCCUCGAGUGCCUGGUCUGACUCCACGGCCGCCAAGCACAGCCGGCUGGACACGAGUGAUGGGGACGGGGCGUGGUGCCCGGCGGGGCCCGUUUAUCCCAAUGACGCCGAGUUCCUGGAGGUUGACCUGCAGCGCCUGCACUUCCUGACCCUGGUGGGCACCCAGGGCCGCCACGCGGGGGGCCACGGCAAGGAGUUUGCCCGGACCUACCGCCUCCACUACAGCCGCGACCGGCACCACUGGCUCGCCUGGCGGGACCGCUGGGGCAACGAGGUGAUCUCUGGGAACGAGAACACCAACGAGGUGGUACUGAAGGACCUGGGGCCGCCCAUCAUCGCCCGCUACGUGCGCUUCUACCCACGCGCCGACCGUGUCAUGAGCGUCUGCCUGCGCGUGGAGCUGUACGGCUGCAUCUGGCGUGAUGGGCUGCAGUCCUACACCGCCCCCCAGGGCCAGACCAUGGCCCUCCAGCCGGAGCCUGUCUACCUCAACGACUCCACCUAUGACGGCUACAGUGUCAGCAAGCUGCAGUUCGGGGGGCUGGGGCAGCUGACGGAUGGCGUGGUGGGGCUGGACGACUUCACCCAGACUAAGGAGCUGCGGGUCUGGCCGGGCUACGACUACGUGGGCUGGAGAAAUGACUCCUUCCCCAAAGGCUACCUGGAGAUGGAGUUCGAGUUCGACAGCCUGCGGGUCUUCACUUACAUGAAGAUCUACUGCAAUAACAUGCACACACGGGGGGUGAGCAUAUUCCGGCAGGUGGAUUGCAGGUUCAAACGCAGCCUCCCCACGGCCUGGGAGCCCGAACUUGUCUCCCACGAGCUGGCUGUGGACGUCAAGGACCCCAGUGCCCGGUCAGUCACCGUGCCCCUUGAGGGGCACCUCGGGCGUUUCCUGCAAUGCCACUUCCAUUUCUCUGGCACUUGGAUGCUCUUCAGUGAGAUCGCCUUCCUCUCGGGUGAGGGAGUGGGUCUAGUGGUUAGAGCCAGGGGGCUGAGAGCCAGGACUCCUGGGUUCUAUUGCCCCAAUGAAGGGGCCUGGCUUUAUUACCCUCAUGUGUCAGGAACGUUCAUCUCCCUUCCAUUGUCUCGGGAAAGAUGGGGGCUAAAAGGGGAGGAGCAUAAUGCAGCCCCGCCCCUUCCCCAUGCCCCACCCCUCUCGUGUGCGUCUGUCAGUCUGUUCUCAUCCAUCCGCUUGUCUCUCCCUCCCAUCCCUGCCCCACCUCCCCUUCUCCCGACAGCUCUGCUGCUCAACAACCCGGCCUAUCGGCUCUUCCUGGCCACAUACGCCCAGCCAAUGGGAGGGCUCGCUCGCCCGCCAGCCGACGGGGCUAAGCCAAUCAACACAGAUGCCUGCAGCGGCGACUACAUGGAACCAGACCCUGCCGGGGCCCAGGCCGUGGCGCAGAACAAUGUCCCGCACUACGCCGAGGCAGACAUUAUCAACCUGCAGGGGGUGACGGGCGGGAACACCUACGCCGUGCCCGCUGUGGCCGUGGAUGCGCUGGCCGGCAAGGACAUGGCCCUAGGGGAGUUCCCCCGGGGGCGUCUCCUCUUCAAGGAGAAGCUAGGGGAGGGGCAGUUUGGAGAGGUGCAUCUCUGUGAGAUAGAAAGUCCCCAGGAUCUGCCCAUUCUGGAGUUCCCAUUCAACGUGCGCAAGGGACGCCCCCUGCUGGUGGCCGUGAAAAUCCUGCGCUCUGAUGCAACCAAGAAUGCCAGGAACGACUUCCUGAAGGAGGUGAAGAUCAUGUCACGGCUGAAGGACCCCAACAUCGUGCGGCUGCUGGGCGUGUGCGUGCGGGACGACCCCCUGUGCAUGAUCACCGAGUACAUGGAGAACGGGGACCUCAACCAGUUCCUCACCAGCCACGAGCUGGAGGACAAGCUGGGGGGCAGCACCAGCGAUGCCCCCACCAUCAGGUACCCCCCGCUGGUCCACGUGGCGGCUCAGAUUGCCUCGGGGAUGAAGUUUCUGGCCUCUCUCAACUUCGUGCACCGGGACCUGGCCACGCGCAAUUGCCUGGUGGGGGAGGGCUUCACCAUCAAGAUCGCCGACUUCGGCAUGAGUCGCAACCUCUACUCGGGGGACUACUACCGCAUCCAGGGACGUGCCGUGCUGCCCAUCCGCUGGAUGGCCUGGGAGUGCAUCCUCAUGGGGAAGUUCACCACGGCCAGCGACGUCUGGGCCUUCGGGGUGACACUCUGGGAGGUGCUGAUGCUGUGUCAGGAGCAACCCUACAGCGAGCUCACCGACGAGCAGGUCAUCGAGAAUGCCGGACAGUUCUUCCGGGACCAGGGCGAGCAGAUAUACCUGUCCCGGCCCCCUGCCUGCCCCCUGGCUCUCUAUGAGGUGAUGCUGCGCUGCUGGGUCCGCGAGUCCAAGGACCGUCCCUCCUUCCAGCACAUCCACCGCUUCCUGUCUGAGGACGCCCUCAACAUGGUGUGAGCCAAGCUGAGCAGAGGGGGGGCCAGCCCAUGUGGACUCCCAGGCAUCAGCUUCUAUUCUGCAUCUCUCCAGCUACAGCUGUGGGUCGUCUGUGCAGCAGCUCGGGUGGGGAGCUGGAUUUGGGAACUGGAAGCUUCUCUACUGGGGCGUCUUAAGGGGAAUCUGUCCUUGUGUCUGGCCCUACCUCAAUCUGUCCAUCCCUGGCUGGCCAGCCUGCCUGCCACUCUAGCUAGCUAGCUCACUUCUCUCUCCAGGCAUUCCUGACUCAUUCUAUUGAUCUAUUUCUUCUUCUAUUCAUCCUUUCUUCGUUCUCUCUCACUCACACACACACACACACUCCAUAUCCCUCUCUCACUUUCUCUCUAUCCCCUACUCUCUCUGUCACCAUCUCUCAUCCCCUCUAUGUCUCUCACUCCCUUUUUUCCCAUCUACCCUUCCUUGCUCCUUACUCCUCCUUUUACUCUUCCCCUCUGUAUCCCUUGGAGGGUUUUUCUUUCCUCCCCACUGCCCUCCUGCAGUGGGGCUGACUCCAAAGGGGACGUGGCAGAACUGGCUUUGGGGGUCAGACUUCUGUAUUAUUUUUAUUUUGCGUGGACUGGACUAACACUGGGGAAAAAAUAAUGCCUUGGUCUCAUGGCACUGGGGUGAACUGAACACUGGAUGUAGGAGUUGCUACUGACAUGGACAGGGGAAGGGAGGGGUGGUGCAAAGGUACGGGACAACAAUGAAAUAGCCUGGAGGCAACCAGGCCACCCUCAGAGGAGGGAGACUGGUCUAGAGGGGCCCGGUGGUCUGCUCUAACAAAGCAAGAGACACUGUUUGUUCUAAUAGGGCCAGAUCCCCAAUCAACCUCAAUGCAAUUACUGCUGGUUGAUACCAGCUGGGGAUCCGGGCAUCAUUGUUUGUAAUUUAAUUUUUCCUUCCUCCUGAGACUUGGAGGAAGGAAUUGUAGAUACCGUACUGUAGAGUCUGGGGGCAGCGAGAUUUUCACCGGGGACUAGUGUUUUAGGGUGCAUUCAUUUUUGUAGAGGGAAAGAGGCACCACGCUAAAGGGCCUUCUCGGAAAAUCAAGUGCCUUUAAGGUGCGAAAUCACUAAUCACUUUGCAAAGUCUUGAGCUGAACUUCUCAAAGGAAGUGAAGGUGAGUGAAGUGCUCAGAGAAAUGAAUGAGCUUUGAGCACUAAAUUUCCUUAGAUUUCUCCAAAAUCCCCAGUCAUAUUUUUGUUUCCAAGGAGUAAAUAUUGAUGACUGUGAUAUAGAUUUAAUGAUUCGGAUGUGUAUGUUUUUGUCUCUCUCCACCCACACACAACCCUGUCAAAUGCUUUUUAUUCAUUUUUUAAAAAAAUUCCUUGCUAAUCUUGGUAGUUUUUUUCUUUUUUACUAUUGUUAUUUGGAAACGGGAUCUGUACAUAUUUGGCGAGUAGAGAGAAAAAAAAGAUUUUUACACUAAUAUAUAGAUUUUUGUUGUUGUUGUUUAGUUGUUUCCUUUUAUGUGGUGAAUAAAAGCUUUGCAUUUUCUAUA